AUGUACUGGCGCGUCGGGUUUGCCUGGACGCGGUCUUGUGUGGUCGAUCUUAGCCAGAACCAGAGCUUCUCCUCCGGCCUGCUGGGCUCCGAUGAGCAGCUCUCGUUUUAUGGGUACAUCGUCGCCUACCCUCUGCAGGACUACGGCGGGAUCAUGUCAGCUCUGGGCUCGGACUCGUGGUGGAGGAAGACGCUGUAUUUGACCGGAGGGGCUCUGCUCGCUGCUGCUGCUUAUCUGCUGCACGAAUUGAUGGCAAUCAGAAAAGAUGAAGAGCUGGACUCCAAAGAUGCCAUCAUACUUCACCAGUUCUCCAGGCCCAAAACUGGUGUCCCGUCCUUGUCCCCUUUCUGCCUUAAGAUGGAGACGUACCUCCGUAUGGUUGACCUGCCCUACAAGAACUACUUUGAUGGGAAGCUUUCCCCACAGGGAAAGAUGCCGUGGAUUGAAUACAACCAGGAGCUGGUGUGUGGUUCGGAGUUCAUCAUCGACUUCCUGGAGGAGAGGCUGGGCGUGAGCCUCAACAUGAGCCUGACGCCACAGGAGAAGGCCGUGUCUCGCGCCAUCACCAAAAUGGUGGAGGAGCAUUUCUACUGGACCAUAGCAUACUGUCAGUGGGUGGACAACCUGGAGGAGACCCAGAAGAUGCUGUCUGUGAGCGGGCCGCUGAGUGACCUGCUCAAGUGGAUCCUGAGUCACCUGACGGGUGGAAUCGUCAAGAGGGAGAUGUAUGGACACGGGAUCGGACGUUUCUCUGAAGAGGAGGUUUACUCCCUGAUGGAGAAGGACAUGCGCACCCUGGCCACUCUACUAGGUGAUAAGAAGUAUCUUAUGGGCUCAAAGCUUUCAACAGUAGACGCCGCAGUGUUCAGUCACCUGGCUCCUGCUAUGUGGACGCUACCAGGAACCCGGCCGGAGCAGCUAAUCAAAGGUGAGCUCAUCAACCUGGCCAUGUACUGCGAGCGCAUCCGCCGGCGGUUCUGGCCCGAGUGGUUCGUGGACCUGGAGGACUUCUGCUACAGCGACACCACAGAGGGCAGCGACUCGCGCUCUAGACUCCCCGAUUUGGGCCUCUACUCCGGCACAGACACUUUCCAGGACGAUACGCACACGCACACCUCGUACACGCACACGCCGAAGGACCCUAUGUCGCCCGACAGCGACCCCACAGGUCACUCGCUGUAUGACUCUGACAUGGACACGGAGUGCUCUGAAAUGGACCAGCUCAAGUGUUGACAAAACAUGCAGGUGUAGUAGGCUACUCACCACAUAAGCGCACAGCACGGGAGGGAGCAGCACCCCACCUGUACACACACA
Molecule: messenger RNA, 1314 nt
Organism: Anoplopoma fimbria (sablefish)
Lineage: Eukaryota; Metazoa; Chordata; Actinopteri; Perciformes; Anoplopomatidae
Gene: faxca
Product: failed axon connections homolog, metaxin like GST domain containing a
Exons: 6
Coding region: 1-1233 (410 amino acids)
Cellular component (GO): cytoplasm
Source: RefSeq, a predicted model, not a curated record